AUGGCUGAACCUCCGUGCAUUCUCCGCACGCUACUCUGUAUCUUCUUCAGUGUUUUAGGGGUAGUAGAACUGUCGGAAAUUGUCUCUUUUAAAAGACCAACGUCUCAACGCAGCAAUUACACUCUACCAAUUGAGAACAGAAUCGUCCACACAUCUGAAAAUGGCGUGGAUGGAAACAAAAGGCAAACGUUUUCAGGCAAUUCAUGUACGCACCAGGCUGUUGAACAGGAGGAGGCGUGGUGGAGAGUAGACCUACAGAGACAAGUCACCGUAGAAAAAGUCCAAAUAUAUUACAGAGACGAGGGAUCUGUCUGGGCGGGAUGGAGAAACAGAUUCGCUGGAUACGAGAUAUACCUUUCAAACACUACAGAGAGAAACAGAGAAGAUCGAUGUUUCCAGGACAAAUCGGAAAAUGUAAACCAAAUUCAAAGUAUUGUCACCCAUGAAGAAUGCAACGGAACCGCGCAGUAUGUUACAAUAUACAACACCAGAAACCAGCCAAAAAGACAAAACUGGUACAGUUCGUUCGCUUUCUUAGAACUAUGUGAAGUUGAAGUGUACGGAUGUGAAAGCGGGAAAUACGGAAACAGAAACUGUAACCACAACUGCUCCCCAAAUUGUCCAGGUGGUGUCUGUCACCCAAGUUCGGGAAAUUGUUUAUACUGUGAUGACAACACAUUUACCAACCAUUUGGAAGAAAACUGCCUACCUUGUCCAGAAAGGUGUGCUGGUCAAUGUGACCGUGCUGGAGGUUGUAAUGAAUGCCAAGACGGAUUCUUUGGAUUGGAAUGUUCGUAUAGAUGCCCGGCUAACUGUGGAAGUAGAAAAUGUGAGAAGACAUUCGGCGUUUGUUUUGAUUGUCAAGUCGGAUUCCAUGGUGACAGAUGCAUUGAUCCAUGUCCAUCUUCUUGCCUAACUAGAGAAUGUAACAAGACGAGCGGUAACUGCCUAGAAUGUCCAGAAGGAUUCUACGGACAAGGAUGCGGUAAGCAGUGUCCAGAUUCCUGUGGUAGUGGUGGAUGUAAACUUUCAGACGGUACAUGUAAAGAAUGCCAAGACGGAUUCUUUGGAUUGGAAUGUUCGUAUAGAUGCCCGGCUAACUGUGGAAGUAGAAAAUGUGAGAAGACAUUCGGCGUUUGUUUUGAUUGUCAAGUCGGAUUCCAUGGUGACAGAUGCAUUGAUCCAUGUCCAUCUUCUUGCCUAACUAGAGAAUGUAACAAGACGAGCGGUAACUGCCUAGAAUGUCCAGAAGGAUUCUACGGACAAGGAUGCGGUAAGCAGUGUCCAGAUUCCUGUGGUAGUGGUGGAUGUAAACUUUCAGACGGUACAUGUAAAGAAUGCCAAGACGGAUUCUUUGGAUUGGAAUGUUCGUAUAGAUGCCCGGCUAACUGUGGAAGUAGAAAAUGUGAGAAGACAUUCGGCGAUUGUUUUGAUUGUCAAGUCGGAUUCCAAGGUUACAGAUGCAUGUUUCCAUGUCCAUCUUCUUGCCUAACUAGAGAAUGUAACAAGACGAGCGGUAACUGCCUAGAAUGUCCAGAAGGAUUAUACGGACGAAUAUGCGGUAAGCAGUGUCCAGAUUCCUGUGGUAGUGGUGGAUGUAAACUUUCAGACGGUACAUGUAAAGAUCAAGAACCUGAGGCCACAUCGAGUAUCACUUGCACUGAUCAAAAUGAAACAGAAAGAAAGACAAAUGGAUCUGUUACCAUUCCAGUCCUUUCAUCUGUAGUUGGACUGUUAGCGGUUCUAUUAACGGUGUCCACAAUCUACAUUAAGUUGAGGAUGAAACUUACACCAACCAGAGAAAAUGACAACACACAAGAUAACAACUAUACAACUAUCAACACAAUGGAACUACAGUCACCAAAUGUUUAUGAAGAACUGGCGGGACCAAACAAUGACAUCUAACCAAGCUUUUGUUCAAUAUUUUUCAUCCAGAGAAUCAGCUACGAUCGUGACAAUUGAUAAAUGGUGGCGUGUUUGUGCAUUUCGGUAUCAUUUUCUAUUCACAAUGUGAUGUGGUCAUCAUUUCUACUAUUAUACAAAUAUUGUGACGUGUCUGUGUCAAUUUGAAAACCUGUUUUUAGACUUCAUAUAUAUAGAUGAUACUCCGCUUCUUUUUAUUAUUAUCUUUUUUUUGUUUUAGUUUUUUUUCUUAUAUCACUUAAAUUAUAAUUA
Ylistrum balloti is the source of this 2175-nucleotide messenger RNA. RefSeq names its product cell death abnormality protein 1-like. The coding region runs from base 1 to 1905 and encodes 634 amino acids. NCBI's taxonomy places the organism in Eukaryota, Metazoa, Mollusca, Bivalvia, Pectinida, Pectinidae. Gene Ontology annotation, molecular function: scavenger receptor activity. The transcript has 17 exons. The record is from RefSeq and is a predicted model, not a curated record.